This is a messenger RNA of Telopea speciosissima, 1370 nucleotides long. Its product is annotated as tRNA-specific adenosine deaminase TAD1. NCBI's taxonomy places the organism in Eukaryota, Viridiplantae, Streptophyta, Magnoliopsida, Proteales, Proteaceae. The coding region runs from base 92 to 1366 and encodes 424 amino acids. Gene Ontology annotation, molecular function: double-stranded RNA binding; tRNA-specific adenosine deaminase activity; double-stranded RNA adenosine deaminase activity. Gene Ontology annotation, biological process: adenosine to inosine editing; RNA processing. The record is from RefSeq and is a predicted model, not a curated record. Gene Ontology annotation, cellular component: cytoplasm; nucleolus. The transcript has 10 exons.
CAGGCCGGGCCGAGAAGAUCGACACCAACAUUAUUCACCGCCUCUACAAUAAAUAGCGUAGAUUGAAAAUUUCCCGGCUAUUCUGAAAUUUAUGGCUUCCCGCGCUGAAUCGUCAUCUUCUCCUCCUUCUCCUCCUUCGAAGAAGAGUUGGGGAGAGAGGGUAUCAGAGGCAGUUUUAUCAGUUUAUAAUUCUCUCCCGAAGAAAGGAAAACCUCAAGGGCGAGAAACUACCGUUUUGGCGGCAUUUCUCGUUUCUUCUCCUUCUCAAGAUUUACAAGUUAUCGCAGUGGGAACGGGAACUAAAUGUCUCGGACGGUCGAGGCUGAGUGCACAUGGCGAUGUGGUAAACGAUUCGCAUGCAGAAAUUAUUGCACGAAGAGCUCUCCUGAGGUUCUUUUAUACAGAGAUUGGAUAUCUCAAUACCAUUUGUACCAGGGAUGGAUGUAAUAAUGGUAGACAACAGAUGCAGAGUGAUAAUUCCAUGAACUUCCUUUUCCAUUUGGAGAUCGAUGGUCAUGGUGAAGGAAAAUACUCUAUCCGACCAGGUUGGCAGCUGCAUUUAUAUAUAUCACAGUUGCCCUGUGGGGAUGCCUCUUCGUCAUUGCUUUCAAUUAGAGAUUCACCCCUAACAGAACAAAGUUCAUCACUAUCUAUGAAUGGACUCAUGAGUUCCACCGAUGAAGGUGACUGUAUACAAGCUGUUGGCAUGGUUCAGAGGAAACCUGGUCGUGGUGAUACAACAUUGUCAGUGAGCUGCUCCGAUAAAAUUGCCCGAUGGAAUGUUGUGGGCAUCCAAGGAUCUUUGCUUUCUUGCUUUCUUCAACCUGUCUACCUAUCUUCCAUUACUGUUGGGCGCUCUCCUAGCAAUCGUUCUGAAGAACUUCCCCUAGAGUAUAAUUUGAAGAGAGCACUUUUUGAUCGCAUCUUUCCAUUAUCUAGCAGGCUUACUGCACCAUUUCGAGUGAACAAGCCACUAUUUUGGGAGGCCCCAAUACCACCUAAGGAGUUUCAGCAAUCAGACUCCACUGCAGAAACUUUAACUUGCGGGUAUUCUGUUUGCUGGAACAAGUAUGGCUUGCAUGAAGUUAUCCUUGGAACCACUGGCAGAAAGCAAGGCACAUCCUCAAAAGGGGCACUUUCCCCCGCCACUGAAUCGUCUUUAUGCAAGAAACGCCUGUUGGAUCUCUUUGUGUCACUGAGAUGUGGAUGCUCUGAUGAAGUCCUGGCUGAUGCUGUAUCUUAUCGAGAAUUGAAGGAAAGAGCUGAUGAAUACAGUUCCACUUUGAAGAUUUUCAAAGAUAAUCUGCCUUUCAGAAAUUGGAUUCUGAAACCUAUGGAUCUUGCGGCAUUCCCUAUUUUAAGGUAGUAAG